This is a messenger RNA of Dendronephthya gigantea, 1815 nucleotides long. RefSeq lists its product as uncharacterized. NCBI's taxonomy places the organism in Eukaryota, Metazoa, Cnidaria, Anthozoa, Malacalcyonacea, Nephtheidae. The coding region runs from base 131 to 1549 and encodes 472 amino acids. The transcript has 7 exons. The record is from RefSeq and is a predicted model, not a curated record.
CGGGGCGUAUAAAUGGGCACGCACGCCAGAGCCGUUUGUCAUUCAGGGAAGGGCUCGCGACAGAACUAUAUCAAAAGAAAAAAUCUUUAAUAUCGAGGUGUAAUUUUGGAGUGGCAGACCAACACUAAAGAUGAAGCUGUGGCUGGUACUAUUGGCAUUCGUUCACUGCGGACUAGCUAUAGGACUUUAUGAUGAAAUAGAUGAUUCUCGUAUUUGGCGUCGCGGAGGACCGUCUGUAUCCAAAGGCCCUGAUAAAGAAUGCAUAAGAGACAUCCUUGUGAUCUGGGACAAUUCCCAAUCUGUCGGCAUCGGCAACUUCAUGGAUAACGUGCGGCCGUUUCUCAGAGAUCUAAUUGAUGACCCAAAGCUAAAUGUGGGAAACGAAGGCACUCAUAUUGGUUUCAUCACAUUCGCAAGUGACGAUAAAACUCGUGAACUGUUGAAGAUUGGGUCAAAAACUAGCAAGAGUGAUUUAAAAACGUGGCUGAAUGGUUUGGACUACAGAAAGGAUUUGAUGGGCCCAUUUACUUACACUGGAAAAGCAUUCAAGCUUGCAAGUGAUGAGUUCCAUCUAAAAAAUCCAUUAAAUCAUCGCGCAGAUAUACAAGACGUUGUUUUGUUAUUCACCGAUGGAGAACCCAGAGCAAGAAAGAAAGCUUGGAUUCGAGAACAAUAUGCAAUGGCUAAUAGAUACUCGGCAGAGCUGAUGGGAAAUGGUAUCUAUAUCACUGCCUUGGCUGUGGGAAGAGAAGCAAAAAAGCCUGAAUUCAAGAGAAAUAUUGACAAGUGGUCGAACCACAUGUUCAUCGCAGCCUUUAAAGAUUUAGACAAGGUUCUGGAUAAAAUUGUCAAGAAAUCCUGUGGCAUAAAACCAUUGGCUUGUUCUUGCGACGGCAAGGUUUCAACAGAGCAAUACACAAAGCCUGGUGAAAACAGCAUUUCUCUGCGAUGGAAGGAACCUCAGUUGAAGUGCGAUAAACCAGUUGACCAACGGAAGACAGUACACCCCGCUGACACCCGCAAUCCACAGCGGUUUGGGGUGGGUACCCACGAAAUAACGUACAGAUUCACGUACACAGAUAGCACCGGCAAGACGGUCAGCCAGGAUUGUUUUUUUGAAGUCAAAGUUGGUGCUUGCGAGUGUCCCAGUUCACAAACAGUGAGUGCAAGAGUGAAAAUUGGCGAGACAAAAGCUUCUGUUAGUUGGUCGGAACCAGUUCCCACUUGCCCGCGAGUCACAGCAAGUCCAAGUAAUCCGAGGCGUGCCGGGGGUCAGUUUCCUGUCGGUGAAUUCACGCGCACUUACAAGUAUACACACACCACCGAAUUUCAGAGCUUUGAGAUACAAUGUGACGUGAACAUUGCUGUCACAGGCGAUUAUUGCGGCACAACGGCUUACGACCCAGCCACUCAUAUUUGCUGCUGUGGAAAGCCUCACAUGAAGAAAUCUGGUUACAAGUGUUGUGGCACCAAUUACUACAAUCCUGGUAGCCUUAUAUGCUGUCAAGAUACCAGUCUCGUCGUUGUUGGAGGACAUUGCCCUUUUUAAUGUAAAACACGUUUACUUUACAGUUAAACCUCACAUUAAACUUUUUUGUUUGCUUUCGUAUAAUUAUAAUAGUAUUUCGCUUGUAUCUAUUGCAUCAUUUGCAUGAAAUAGUGACACGCCAAUGAGUUUGUGGGCAGCAUGGGUGUUUAUUUUAAUACGAUAACAAUGAAUAAAAAUACAGUAUGAUUCAGUAUGUAUACAUAUAUGUCUGUAGCAAGUGGUAGUAAAUGUAUCUUGUUAUAUCAUUAAAUGAUCUUUCAACUUCA